AGUAGUUGGAAAUUCCUUCGUCUCGGGCUUCAUAGAGCUUCUAAUGAGCACUCAAAGGUGAUACCAACUUUGGCUCCUAACUUUGUUUUAUGAGAGAAGUUGUCAAAUGUUUAAAUUUAUUAUUAGGCAUCAAUUCUUCCAUGAGGGAGGUUUGUAUUUGAUUUUAAUUUUUCAUAAUGUGGAUAAGGAUAAGCUUAAUCUUAUUGCCUUAUUUUGGAAUUCGGAGCCAAAACUAAGAGGGAUAUUUUCAAUAUACCCAUUGCAACCUUUCUUAAUUUUGAAAUUAUCAACUAUCUCACCCUGAAGAGGUAGGUUUAAUUUAAAAGAACGUACGAGUUGAAAUCGGGUUUGUGAAGUGUGGGUUCUAUCUUUUCACUUUGUAGUUAGAAAUAUUUACGUAAAUCUAAAAUCAGAACCGUGGAAUUUUAAAAAAUUAGUAUUAAUUGUUAUAUUUUAAUGGUAAGGAUUGAGCUUCAAACACAUUAUAGUUUUGAGGGAAAGAAAUGGUCAAGAUUGAGCUCCACUGCAUCAUAGAAGAAGGGAUGGCGUGGCUCUAUAAAUUGCACUACUAUCUCCUUAUUAAUUCAAACACAAAGAUUAAUUGCACCAUCUCCUCUCUCAACUCCCCAACCUCAUUCCAUACAUACUCCAGUCAAGAAUGGCUACAACCAUGACUUCCAUUGCUUUCUUCCUCCUCCUCCUCCUCCUCUCAUUGUCGGCUGUACUUGCCGACAAUGAUAAUGCACAAAUCCCUAGCGAUAAAAGUCAACUAGCUCCAUGGUUCAGAAAUAGCAUCCAGAAGUACAAGCUCCGGAGGACGACGCUGGAUCCAGCCCUAGUGGAGGCGGAGGACAGCGUAAAAAUCAUCAAGGUGAGUAAAAGCGGUGGAGGAAACUUCAAUACGGUGAUGGCGGCAGUCAAUAGUGUUCCAGCUGGUAAUACUCGGCGCGUGAUUAUAUGGAUUGGAGGCGGAGAAUAUGAAGAGAAAAUCAAGAUCGAUAGGGAUAAGCCCUUUAUAACAUUCUACGGAUCACCGGAGGACAUGCCAAAGCUGUCAUUUGAUGGGACGGCAGCCGAGUUCGGGACAGUGGACAGCGCGACGCUCAUAGUGGAGUCGGAUUACUUCAUGGCGGUGAACAUAAUUGUCAUUAACUCGUCCCCAAGGCCGGACGGGAAAAGGAAGGGAGCCCAGGCGGUGGCACUGAGGGUGUCAGGCGAUAAGGCCGCGUUUUAUAACUGCAGGCUGAUCGGUUUUCAGGACACCCUAUGUGAUGAUAGGGGCAGGCAUUUUUUCCAUGGAUGCUACGUUGAAGGCACUGUGGACUACAUAUUUGGAAGUGGAAAGUCUCUGUAUUUGAGCACUGAGCUACAUACCAAGGGAGACGGCGGGUUUUCAGUGAUCACAGCGCAGGCAAGGAACCUUGAAUCGGAGGACAAUGGAUACUCAUUCGUCCACUGCACCUUGUCAGGUACUGGCGGCAACACUUUCUUAGGGCGGGCAUGGAUGAGUAGACCGAAGGUGGUGUUUUCAUACACCUUCAUGAGCCCUGUUGUCAGUCCUUUAGGGUGGUCCAAUAACAUCCACCCUGAACGGGAAUCAUUGGUUUUCUAUGGAGAAUACAAGUGUAUGGGACCAGGGGCAGACACAUCUAAACGAUCCAAAUUCACCAAGGAACUAGACGAUGAUGGAGCCACACCCUUCAUCACCCUCAACUACAUUGAUGCUUCAACAUGGUUGCUGCCUCCCCCAGGUCUUGCACUCCGUUGAAAGACAUGAACAAAGAUACACAUUUGGUAUGUAACCUGCAAUGAAUGAUGAUGGCCACGUUCUGCUUUCAUUCCCUUGACUUAGGGUGGUCGGAAUAGUAAUUGAAAUGGGGGAAUCAUAAUGCAUGUAUACAAAUAAUUCUAAUUCUAUGCCUAUUAAAUGAAUUGUUCAAUUAAAUGAAUUGUUCAUUA
Messenger RNA from Vitis vinifera (wine grape), 1959 nucleotides. Its product is annotated as putative pectinesterase 63. Gene Ontology annotation, molecular function: pectinesterase activity. NCBI's taxonomy places the organism in Eukaryota, Viridiplantae, Streptophyta, Magnoliopsida, Vitales, Vitaceae. The record is from RefSeq and is a predicted model, not a curated record. Gene Ontology annotation, biological process: cell wall modification. The coding region runs from base 659 to 1768 and encodes 369 amino acids. The transcript has 4 exons.